AAAAAAAAAAGAAGCUAGAUCAAGGUAGGUGUAUUGGUCUUAGGGCACUAUCCGGCUCCAUCGUCCUUCAUCCACAGCUCCCCAUGAUCCCUGACCCCGAAGGAGAGACUCUGGGCUGGGGCUGCCUUCACAUCAAAACCGUGAAGACAGUGGCCCGGGUCAUCAUCAAGAAGUACUACACCUGCCCGGGCAACGACUUCCAUACCAACAAGUGCGUGUGCGAGAUCACCAUCAGCCCCAACAAGAAGCACAGCACCACGAUCUCCGGCUGUGUCUCACGCCUGAUGAAGCGGAGUCAGAGAGGCCCCGUGAGAGGCGUCUCCAUCGGGCUGCAGGAGGAGGAGAGAGAAAGGAGACAGCUGUGUUCCCAAGCUCUCAGCCUGAAUCAGAUCAUGGAGGUAGAUCCUGACACUCACGAAAUGCUGAAGCUUUUGGACUUCGGCAGUCAGUCCAACCUGCAGGUCACUCCGCCUACGGAGUGGAGCCGUUUGAGCCUUUCUGCUUUGCUGUCACAUUUUCAAUAA
This is a messenger RNA of Oryctolagus cuniculus (rabbit), 524 nucleotides long. NCBI's taxonomy places the organism in Eukaryota, Metazoa, Chordata, Mammalia, Lagomorpha, Leporidae. The record is from RefSeq and is a predicted model, not a curated record.